CAUAAUUGAGAAACACAACAUACAUGUAACUAAUUCCCUUUACACUAAAUUAUUGUUUAGAACGAAGUCCUUACAUUAGCACAAUAUAUUAUCAAACAUACAACUUAAUUAUCUACCACAUGGCUACCAUAACUUCAUCAUUAUGUACCCUAGUACUACUUACAGUACUAGGAGCUUUUUUGUUGGAAACAUGCAUGGCCAACAAAGAAGUAAAGUUGUCCACGACACAACGGUGGGGUUGGGGUUGGGGCUGGGGUUGGAGUAGGGGUAGAAGUCAUGGAACGCCGCCUGCAAGUCCCCCUCCAGCUAGUCAGGGAUAUGGUGGGUGGCCGGCCCCUGGUGGCCACAAUUCUAGCCGGAGUGGCUGCCCCUUGUCACAUAACAACCAUACCAGUAGUGGACCUAACAAGAUUGUCGUGGGAGGGACUAACAAUUGGAAUUUUGGCUUUAAUUACAGCGACUGGGCACUUAAGAAUGGACCAUACUAUCUCAAUGAUGUCCUAGUGUUCAAAUAUAAUGCACCAGUAAACGGUACCGGACACAGCGUAUACUUGCUUCCAGACUUCUGGAGCUACUUAAAGUGCGACUUAACCAGAGCCAAGCAAGUCGCAACUACCACCGAAGGCGGCGGCAAGGGUUUCGAGUUUAAGCUGACCAAGUGGCAGCCCCAUUACUUUGCUUGUGGAGAACACAAUGGCAUUCACUGCAACCUUGGCAUGAUGAAGUUUUUUGUCAUGCCUAUCUUUCGCUCCUGGAAUUGAUAACUAGUACACUGUACACAUGCAUGAUGCAUCAACUGCUCAGUUCCAGAUCCAAAACCAGCCCAAAGCUUUUUAUCUUGCUAGGAGAAAAUCGCAACGCAAAUAUAUUCAAUACAUUGUACUUUAUGUAGUGUUACUAUUAUUACUCUUUUUGGUUUUAUAAUAAGUUUGUGUUUUAUGGUUCACCUACAUUUUGGUUUCGAUGCAAUAGGGUUUUCUCAUAUUCUGAUGUUACAUUAGAUAGUCUUUACGUUCUGGAUUAUAAACAUGUAACAUGUUUGCUGAUGAAUAAAUAUUGUAUUUUAUGCAAUGGUAAA
Messenger RNA from Beta vulgaris subsp. vulgaris (sugar beet), 1078 nucleotides. RefSeq lists its product as uncharacterized. The coding region runs from base 120 to 761 and encodes 213 amino acids. The transcript has 2 exons. Lineage: Eukaryota; Viridiplantae; Streptophyta; Magnoliopsida; Caryophyllales; Amaranthaceae. Gene Ontology annotation, molecular function: electron transfer activity. The record is from RefSeq and is a predicted model, not a curated record.